AAAAAAAAAAGCAAAUCACGCUUCAAAAACAAACAUAAUCACCGGCGAAAUCAUCAUCUCCGGCGACGAUGAAGACGACGACAACGACGACGGCGACGUCGUUUGCGACGGGAGAGAGGGUUGUAGUAGCAGUCGUGGUUUCUCGUAUUCUUCUUUCUCUCCCUUUAUCACUUAUCUCCCAUGGCUUUUCCCUCUUCCUCCUCUGCUUCUCCGCCUUCCUCGUCGAGAUCCGCGCCGAGAGCUCUCCGUUUCUUCUCUCUCGUUUCAGCGCCAGACGUGGUGCGUCUUCAGGGAUAUUGCUAGGAGCUGUAACACUUCCUGCUGUUAUGAUGUCUAAGUUGGUUCAGCUUACAAGAGCUAUCUCAAUCCAUGAAGCUGAACAAGAUGAGCUUGCGCAUGUGACAAUGCAGUAUUGGGCAGUAGUUAAAGUCUUUAGUCAUUCUUCGGUGUGUUUUUUUCACUCAAUGUACAUAACAAAGUAUCUUCCCACUAACCACACUUCCUCAUGUAUGUUACCUAUUAAGAGACAAAUCAAUUGUUGUACCGUCGUGCCUUUUGGCCGUAGGAGAGAUGCCUAUCUAUAA
Camelina sativa (false flax) is the source of this 584-nucleotide messenger RNA. The record is from RefSeq and is a predicted model, not a curated record. Lineage: Eukaryota; Viridiplantae; Streptophyta; Magnoliopsida; Brassicales; Brassicaceae.